Messenger RNA from Monoraphidium neglectum, 660 nucleotides. RefSeq lists its product as hypothetical. Lineage: Eukaryota; Viridiplantae; Chlorophyta; Chlorophyceae; Sphaeropleales; Selenastraceae. The record is from RefSeq and is a predicted model, not a curated record. Bases 1 to 660 code for a protein of 219 amino acids. The transcript has 3 exons.
AUGCAGGCCGUCCUCUCUAUCAGCGGCGCCGGCGACGGCGGCGACGCCGCAGACCUGCUGCUGGAGGUUGUCGGCCACGGCUUUGAAGGGGCCUCACCGCCUCUGCGGCUGGAUCUCCGCCCUGGCAAGUCGAAUGUGCGGUUGAUGGCGGUGGAGGCUCUGGGCCAGCUGUGCACGGUCAGCCCAGCAGCACGCACGCGGGCCCACGGCAACCAAGCAGCCGUCCGAGCAGCCGCGGCGGCGCUUGCCAGCGCAGACGCAGCCGCACCGCCGCCGGAAGAUGUUGCCUGCUUUCUAAAGUUUGUGGCGGGCGGCUUCUGGUCACGUGGCGUUGAAGAGUGCAACACGCCCUUCGCGACAGCGGCAGCGGCGGCGGCGGCGGCUGAGCGUGAGGCGGAGCUGCCAUUGCGCGAGGCGGUGGACGCUCUGCCCAGCCUGGUCCGUGUGGCCGUGCGGCUGCUGGCCGCAGCGCCCUCCACCAAGGCCGCGGUGUUUGUCUUGGAAUCCCUCGCCGUGGUCCUGGCGUCGCCCCCAUUCACGGAGCGUGCAGCAGGCCUGCUGGCGGCGGCAGGCGGCAUUGACCAGCUACGGCGCUGCCUGCUGAUGAGCGCCCGCGCAGCCGACGGCAGCGAGCACAUGAUGCUGCCCGCGCUGCCCUGA